CAUUGCCGCAGGUCAACGUAUUGGGUAGCCAUCAUCAUCAUCAUCGUCGUCAUCAUCACCAUCUUAUUCGGGGAGGGACCAGUCUACAAGCAACAAGGAGAGAGCCCAAACUUCAAAGCUUCUCUUUCUUCAGUCCUUCAUUUUCGGAAUUGACAUACUUUUAAAAAGGAAGCGAAUCGUCUUCAACCAUGACUCUCGAGGGGGGAAUGAGAUGCGUCAAGUACUUGCUCUUCUUUUUCAACUUCAUCUUCUGGUUAUGUGGCCUGGCACUGAUCGUGGUGGGCGUGCUGGUGCAGGUGUCCUUACACCAGACAGUCAUGAUGAAGGACGCGUCGGCCUCGGGAGCGCCCAUCGUCAUCAUCGCCAUCGGCGUGGUCAUUUUCUUUAUCUCCUUCUUUGGUUGCUGCGGCGCUUGGAAGGAAAACUACUGCAUGGUUACCAUGUUCUCCAUCCUUCUCUCGUUGGUCAUCCUCGUGCAGAUUGCAGCGGCCAUCGCCGGUUAUAUCUUUAGAAACAAAGUGUCCAGUGUGGUCCAAGACAGUUUGGCGGAUAUGAUUUCCAGGUACAGCAACAGCUCGGAGGAAUUCAAAGCCAGCGUGGAUUCUCUACAGAAGGAGUUGAAAUGCUGCGGCAUGAACGGCUCCUCCGACUGGCGCGACUUCCGCCCCGAUGGGAAUUCCGUGCCCGACUCGUGCUGUGUGAACGUGUCAGUCAAUUGCGGUGUCGGGGCCAUGGCUGACUCUGCUAAAGUGCACCAAGAGGGUUGUCGCACCGCACUGGAGGCUCUUUUGAAGAAAAACAUCCUGUGGGUGAUCGUCGCUGCUCUCGUCCUCGCUUUUAUUGAGAUCAUGGGCGUUGUGUUCGCCUGCUGUUUAAUGCGAGGCAUCCGCAGUGGCUACGAAGUCAUGUGAGACGCUCGGCGAGGGAGACCGCUCACUUCAAUUCGUUUGCACGGAAUCGUCAUCCUUGUCUUGAAGGCACGCAACAUCCAAUUCUUAGGCACAACACUGUCCUCUUUGAUGUCACAAUGGUUCAGCAUGAAUAACGUAUUUUCCAGACUAUCAGUCGCUUUGUAGUAUUAAUCGAACUAGUCAAAGAAAAAACAUUAAGGCACACCGGACUAUAGAUUGAAUUUUAAGAGGAAAAUGUACCCUAUGUUGUCUAUCAUUUGCCGCCAAGUAGCUCAAACACAGUCACUCGUAUUACUAGAGAAUCAAAAGACCGGUUCAAACGAACUGAAUAGGUGCCAAAACCACAGUAUUGACAGUCGUGAAUAAACUGUGCUGCCGCUAGUGCUAAUUUAACUCUUGUAUUGUGUUAAAAUUCUGGCCAUAUUUUUGCUAGUAGAUCAAAUUUUAUCUGAUGUAACUCAGACAGAAAAUAUGAAACCUUUGCAGUAUAUUGUUUAAGUUUAGGUAUGUAAAAAGUAUCAUUAAUUUUUGCAUACCCAAACUUGAAAACAGGUUUGAUCUGAACACAAUACGAGGGAUUAGCAUCCUUUAGUUUAGCGAGCUACUAUGUUGCAGCACUAAGUUUCAGCUUUAACUUUUGUAGCACACGCAAAGCCUUUUACUCAUGCUCAUAUCACAGUCCCGUUAGCUUAGCCUAGCUCUCUACAUUAGCUCCCUAAAAGUCCAUCGAACUAGUAAAAAAAAAAUCUCACAAACAUAGAUAUGGCACAUCGGACUUCAAGUCGAAUUUUUAGAGGAAAUUAUACCGUAUGUUGUCCUCUAUUUGUCGCCAAUUAGCUCAAACGCAGUCACUAGUUUUACUUCGGUAGUAAAAGAGCCGUUCAAAGGAAUUGAAUAGUUGCCAAAACUACGGCACUGAACAUCAUGAACACAGUGCUACUGCUAACAUACAAUAAGCACACUUUAGCUUAGCAAGCUAUUACAUUGCAGCACAGCAGCGUAUUGCUUUCUCCAUGGUUGGUUAGUAGAACAUUUCAAAAGAUGUCAAAUUCCAUAUUUUAACAUUAUGGCAGAAGGUGACUUGAAGUUCCGCUCUGAAACCCCCAAUUUGGCCUUCAAAAAUGUCCUAUAUGCAUGUGUGAUACGUCAUUGGAAAGCUUAAAAUCUCAAUUUUCUGGGAAAAGAAACAUUUUGAACAGGAGGGCAUUUAAAAAAUGAAUAAACAUUUCUAAACAGCAAAACCCUAUCUGGAGGUGAGAGCAUGUGAGAGCAUAAUUAAAGACGCCAUGAUUUUAACGAGAUAUUAUCGUGUACUUACCUCUUUUCGAUCCGAAAACUCCAUGUAGCAUGUAUCACCGAGUGUAAAGACACAAAUGUGAAUGGAUUUUUGGGGGAUUUUAUGGGUCAAACAUGGUAAUAUAACAUGAGUCGCAAGGCAGAAAUCGCAGACAUCAAGGAGUGGUCGAGAUUAUUUUCACAUAUUUACCCUUUUAAACGCUUGUUUUCAAAUUUUGUUUGUUUUGAUCGAUGAUUUAUCAUCUAAAAUAUUGGGGAAAAUGCGUAAAAAAAUACUAAUAAGCUAUAGUUAUGAGGUAGAUAUCCAUGACUUUUUUACAGACGCUAAUUUUUUCAUUGUGACGUAAUUGUAAAAUUUGCAAGUGAAUAAUUGUUUAAUUUUUU
Corythoichthys intestinalis (scribbled pipefish) is the source of this 2591-nucleotide messenger RNA. It is a transcript of the gene cd63, whose product is annotated as CD63 molecule. The transcript has 8 exons. Lineage: Eukaryota; Metazoa; Chordata; Actinopteri; Syngnathiformes; Syngnathidae. Gene Ontology annotation, biological process: regulation of vascular endothelial growth factor signaling pathway. The record is from RefSeq and is a predicted model, not a curated record. Gene Ontology annotation, cellular component: plasma membrane. Bases 189 to 911 code for a protein of 240 amino acids.